Molecule: messenger RNA, 2020 nt
Organism: Daphnia pulex (common water flea)
Lineage: Eukaryota; Metazoa; Arthropoda; Branchiopoda; Diplostraca; Daphniidae
Exons: 7
Coding region: 787-1668 (293 amino acids)
Biological process (GO): regulation of cell differentiation
Cellular component (GO): membrane
Source: RefSeq, a predicted model, not a curated record
UCAAAGGAAGAACAGUCUGACAAACAGCAGAAGACCUGGGAUAGCAACUCUGAAAAUUUCUUCAGUCUCAGUGGUGUGGAGGAAGAAUUGGAUUUAAUAUUGGCCAUGCCAUCAACAGUAUCACCAUCAAGUCCACUUGAAAUUUCACCCAUCACAGAAAACUUGUCUGAAGAAACAUCUACUGUUCAUUCUAACCUACAGCUUCAAAAUGAUUGGCUGGAUUCUUUAUUAGAUGAGGACUGAUAUUCCGAGUUGAUAUAUUCAUUAAACACUUGGCUUUAUCGCAAGUUGUGAGAGUAAUUCCUCUCUUGUCGUUCCAACUCUUUAACAUCAACGAAAAUGAAAAUACACAAGCCGUGGCAGUAAAUUUACUUUUAUUCUUUUACAGUUGCUUAUAGCUGAAAACUAUUGUUAUUCUAAUACCAAAAGAUGAUUACGUUACGUAUCUUUUGCAAACAUAUAGUAGGAUAAACAGUAGAAUUAUAAGUUCACAUUUCCGCUCCCCUUUAUUAUGCGACUUCCUUACUUUUUCAGUAACUUAUUUGAUACUUCCAGUUUCAUACUCAGGGAAAAGUUGCUGAUGCGCAUUCUCGAUCCGCAACAAAGAUUGAAUGAAUUAUGAAUGAGUAUACCCGGCAUGUUUCUGUUGCAAUCGACUGUGCUGUGCUGUUAUGUUGCUCUUGGUAACCGCGAUCGUAACACGGAGGUUUUAUCACCAUAACGAUCAGAUUUCCGACAGACAUGAGUCGCAGGACCAGCACUACAAGAGGAGGAGAGUAAUUUGCAAUGUGCUCUUGCGAAGAGUCUGGUAACGUUUUACGUGAGUAUAAAAUCUCUGUUCUCAUUUCGGUCGCGAAAUUAAAUUGGUCCGUGCUUAUUUCAACAGCGAACAAUGUUCCACCGCUGUACACUGGAUUUCUGCAAUAUCACAAAGCAAAAUGGUUUGCCACAUCCGAGUGGAGCCGUGUUUUCGGCAUCCUUUACCAAGACAGUACUCUGGUCUGGUGGUACGAAACUCAAAUGGCCAGUCGACCAGAGGGUAUCAUUUGUCUAAAGUUAGCACCCGAGUUGAUCACUACAGGCCAGUACUCGAGGCGCUUGUUUCAAGUUCCAGCUCUACCCAGGAGCCUUUCUGGCACAGGCCUUGAAAAUAUGAUUGCGGUUGGAGAGCGUCAUCGCCGGCAACGAGUCCAUUUUUUCUUGGCAGAGUCUCAACAAGAUUUCAAUGCGUGGUGGACGGCGAUCGUGAGCACGUUACCGGUAGCUGCAGCUCCUCUCGCAACAAUGGCACAACCUUCUCAACCCAUCAUCCAGGGACCAUCUGGUUCGAAUUACCAACCUAACGUGCCGGUCGUUCAGUAUGUCACCAAUCAACAGCAGCCAAUUUCGUCCAGCAUAAAUACGACAGUGGUGGUUCGUGAUUCUGGGCCAUCGUAUGCCGGGGACGCGGUCGUCGGAAUGGCAGCCGGUGCCUUCAUGGGGGCAGCUCUGUCCAACGCAGCUCAUACUCAUACCGGCUGGGGUUACGGCGGCUACUAUAAUCAAGACAACGACAUUACGGUGGUCAACAACUACAAUCUCGAUUACUACAACGUCGAGCAAGGUGGUGGUGGUGGCUGCGUAUCGAAUAACAUUACCGACACCGACUGGAGUUACGACGACUUUUAAUUGAGACGCCGGCGCCAAUUUCGCUGGAAACGACGGACGGAGAGAUGAUGGGGAAUGACGCAGGAACUCUGUCAAUUUCAAUUUGUAAUGUACUAUAUUUCUGUCACUUUCUUUCUUACUUAUCUUAUUUUUUCUUCUUUUGGUGUGUGUUUUGGAGAGGGAGAAAUAACAUGUCACGAUCAAACAGCAGACAUUCAGUUAAUAACAGUGGCUAUAUGUUUUUUGGGAGAAAGAAACACGUAGGAUGUGAGCUAUGCUGGAUUCGUGCUGUUCUGGUAUCUGCUGCCGCAAAAGUUGGUUGUAAAGGGGGGGAAGAGACACACUGAAUGGAAAUACACACAUGGCACGAUAA